Messenger RNA from Sorex fumeus (smoky shrew), 1285 nucleotides. It is a transcript of the gene PRELP, whose product is annotated as proline and arginine rich end leucine rich repeat protein. Gene Ontology annotation, molecular function: heparin binding; protein binding. The coding region runs from base 128 to 1264 and encodes 378 amino acids. NCBI's taxonomy places the organism in Eukaryota, Metazoa, Chordata, Mammalia, Eulipotyphla, Soricidae. The transcript has 3 exons. Gene Ontology annotation, cellular component: extracellular exosome. The record is from RefSeq and is a predicted model, not a curated record.
CUCCUCGCUGGUCCGUGCUGCCAGAGCUCUGCUGAGAGGUGGGGGAGGAAGAGGAGGGAGCCUGGCCGGGCACGAAACCCACCAGCGCUGAGGAGAGAGGCAGGUGCGAGCAGGUACCACCUGGACCAUGAGGUCGGCCCUCUGCUGGCUCCUCCCGCUUGUCCUCUUGGCCUCUGCGGCUCACGGCCAGUCGACAAGACGCCCGAGACCCAAGCCCAAGCCCCCCAAACCCAGACCCAGGCCAACUCCCGCUUUCCCUCGGCCCCAUGAGCCCCCAGAGCCGACAGAGCUGCCCCCGCCCCUCCCACCGGGGCCCCCCUCGCUCUUCCCCGACUGCCCGCGGGAGUGCUACUGCCCCUAUGACUUCCCGUCCGCCCUGUACUGCGACAGCCGCCACCUGCGGAAGGUGCCCGUCAUCCCGGCCCGCAUCCAUUACCUCUACCUGCAGAACAACUUCAUCUCCGAGCUGCCCCUGGAGUCCUUCCGGAACGCGUCCGAGCUGAGGUGGAUCAACCUGGACAACAACCGCAUCCGCAAGCUGGACCAGCAGGUGCUGGAGCGGCUGCCCCGCCUGGCCUUCCUCUACAUGGAGAAGAACCAGCUGGAGGAGGUGCCCUCGGCGCUGCCCCGCAACCUGGAGCAGUUGCGGCUGAGCCAGAACCGCAUCUCCAAGAUCCCGCCCGGCGUCUUCAGCAAGCUGGAGAAGCUGCUGCUCUUGGACCUCCAGAACAACCAGCUCGGCGACCACACGCUCCGGCCCGACACCUUCCAGGGCCUCAAGAGCCUCAUGCAGCUCAACCUGGCCAACAACACCCUGAAGAAGAUGCCGCCCAAGGUGCCCCAGGCCCUCCACCAGCUGUACCUGGACAGCAACCGGAUCGACUCCAUCCCCAACGGCUACUUCAAGGGCUUCCCCAACCUGGCCUUCAUCCGCCUCAACUACAACAAGCUCUCGGACAAGGGGCUGCCCAAGAACUCCUUCAACCUCUCCAACCUGCUGGUGCUCCAGCUGGCCCACAACCGCAUCAGCAGUGUGCCCGCCAUCAACAACAAGCUGGAGCACCUGUACCUCAACCACAACACCAUCGAGAAGAUCAACGGGACUCAGAUCUGCCCCAGCAACCUGUUCGCCAUCCACGACUUCUCGGACCUGGAGAAGGUGCCCCAUCUCCGCUACCUGCGGCUGGACGGGAACCACCUGAAGCCGCCCAUCCCACUGGACCUCAUGAUGUGCUUCCGCCUGCUGCAGUCCGUGGUCAUCUAGGCCCCCUGCUGCCCCCGUCCC